Arabidopsis lyrata subsp. lyrata is the source of this 2250-nucleotide messenger RNA. RefSeq lists its product as uncharacterized. Bases 1 to 2250 code for a protein of 749 amino acids. NCBI's taxonomy places the organism in Eukaryota, Viridiplantae, Streptophyta, Magnoliopsida, Brassicales, Brassicaceae. The record is from RefSeq and is a predicted model, not a curated record. The transcript has 6 exons.
AUGUCUUCCCCAACCAUCUAUGUUUCGGAAAACGAAGAUGACAGUCAAGGAAUCCCUGUUCCCAGAGGGGACGAAGUCUUCACCCAAAGGGGAGACAAAUUUGGUCCGCAUUUCAGGUCUCAGUCGACCUCUGCUUCCCUUGGCGCUCUUCGCCGCCUUUUUAACAUCCCCCAGGAAAUUAAAUUCUCUCUUCCUAGACCCAACGAGUGUCCGAAAGUGGUGCGAGAGGGUUACUGUUGUGCAUACGAAGUCUAUUUCAAAGGUUGUGAAGCAGGGUUUUCCCUCUCCACCAGCGAACUCUUAGGGCUAUUUCGAGCCCGUGAAUCCGCAGCAGCGGGUAUUUUUUCUAUAAACCCUAUCCUUGACCGUAACCUGAUCGACGGAAUGCCCUCGAAUGAUGGGCCUUGGAGGAAAUACUGGUUCUUUUUCCGAGUCAAUCCCCAUUCCGUUCAAGGUCUUUCCGGUCUUCUUCUCGCCAAUUGGUCGGCUAAACUUGGGAACCAGACGAUCUUCCGUCCAACCGUUGACUUCUUGUCCUUCUUUCGAAUCGUUUCCGAGGGUGAAACAAAUUGGAAUUCUUUCACCCUUCAACGCAUUCAUAAAGCGGGGCUCGCCAUUAAAGACGGUCAGACUCACCCCCUCGAUCCUCCUCCCGAGGAGAAAGACGUUUCGAGCCUGAAUGCUCGAGAUAAAAGAAAGAUGCAGGCUGAAAUCAAGGCUCUUAAGGAUCAGCUAUCCGAAAUCGGGAGAAAGAAACGGAUAGCUGCAAUCUCCAGGGUUGAUAACUUCCACAGGAAGACCCUCUUGGUUGAUGACGGUUCAUUAGAAGCAGCCUUGUCAGCCGCGGUGGAUACUCAUGGAGCCGAGAUCCUUAACGACCCUCCAGUUGCGACCGCAAUUUACCCUUCCGAACCAGGGCGUGAGGGAGAAAUAACCUCCUCUCCUUGUACAAAGAGGAAGGCUCCAGAUUCCGAUAAUCUAUCAAACGAGAGACUUAAAACCGUGAGAUUAAGUUCUCCGCCACGAGUAUCUAGCCCUCUACGUUCUGUUUUUCCCUCUUCAGAACCUUUAAACUCCGAGCUCCCUCUUCCGGGAGACAGAGUAAUUUUAGAGGAAAUAGAUGAGCCGAGACCGGAGGCUCCCCUAUCUCAAGGACUGAGUGUUAGGACUCAAAAUCCUUUACCCGCUUCGAUUUCAGGCGGAGAAGAGAUUAGAGACAUCUUCCGAAGUUUCCAAACCAGGAAAGGGGCGUCCCUUCCUCCUUUUUCGGUUUGGAGGCCGGAAAUCCGUCAGAUGUUCGCCAAUCAAGCUUGCUACAUAUCCCAGGCGUUUAUGGAGACUAAUGGAAUGAUCUUCCAUUAUGAGAACCUUCUUCAUCAAGCGAAGAGAGAGACCGCAAAGGCUAAGAAGGAGGUUGAUGAACUUAGAUUAGCCAACCAAUCUGAGCGACUUGAGCGGGUAAAAGCACUCGAGUCAUCUUUUGAAAAUAUGAAGAAAACUCUAGCAGCUAACGAGCAACGCAUCAGAAUUGCGAAUGCUGAAAGAGAUUCUGCGAGGUCUAAUGCUCUUCGCUUGGAGGCUGAGCUAGAGGAGAAUACGGCUUUGUUCGAAGAAGCAAAUCAAGAGAUCGAGCUUUUAACUAGGAACAGGGCUCGCGAUAUCGCUGAAGCCGAACAUAAUGCUCGAGAAGAGAUGAGGGGAUUCGGUAGGCAACUUAUUCAAUCUGUUACGAAGUUCAUCAAGGACGAAGAGGUCUGGACGAAACUUCUAACAUAUCGAGCCGAACUGAAGAGCAAUCUAGACCUGAUUAAGGAACUAGAGGCUGGAAGAGUUUCGUUCGAGAACGAGAGGAGCGAAGUUCCUGCCGAACUCGCUAUGGUUGAAUCCGAGUUAUCCUCGGCUUCCCACCCUACUCUCGAUCUGAAACAAUUUUCUUUGGUAUUUGGAGAUUCCCCAUCUCAAUUCGAGAUUGUCGGGAGACACAAAGCUUUAUGUGAUAAGAGACAAAGAAUCGGAAGGAGGCGCCGUGCUCUUGAUGAGCGCAUAAAGAGGAUGGAACGAGAGAUCCUUCGCCUGGAAUCUGAACCGCACGAAUGGGAGAGGAAUGGUCUAGACAUUGUGGCCAUAAUGCCUACUUGCCUCCGAAGAUUCUCCGCAUGCUGGAUAAAUUUCAUCGUUUAUCCUUGGCGACCAGCGAUGGGUCCUCUUUUGUUUCAUGUUCCUCAGAGUUUCGGAGACUUCCGAUGUUAA